AUGCCUUCUCUCUGCGACCUACCGGAUGAAAUCCUCCUAGAGGUCGUGCGCUGCCUUCAAGCCAUCCGCUCUUAUGAAACCCAAUCUGUAGCUUUCAGACACAAAGGAACCGAGAAAGGAAGGCAACGCGAAAAUCAUGUCAGGCAACAAACUUUGCACGCACUCUGCCUGACGUCUCAUCGCUUGCGGUGCAUUUCGCUACCAACCUUAUAUGCCUCGUCCAUUACCUGCGCAUCAUGGGGCGGCUUCACACAGCUUCGACUGUUUCACAGAACGAUCAGUAGCCCCGAAAAAGCACUAGGUCAAUCCACGCACUUAGCCAAACAUGUGCAAUACGUCGAGAACCGGCUUGCGGACUACUUAGGCAACAGCCUUCAAGAAGACGAGAUAUUUAGAGAGAAAUCUGCCUUCAGCUACUUCCAUCUACUUUCGAAAGUAGUGCUAUGUGCGCCAAAUCUGGAAAACCUUUGUGUCGUCAGUUUGGAGCAUGGUGAGGUAUCAUUCUGGGACCACCUUCUGCCUCAGCCACAUCCUUCCUCGCACCUAGAAGGUCAUGGUCUCGGCAAGCUCAGGUACCUUACCGUGCAAAUCCAUGCUCACGCAUGGUCCACAGCGCUUAGAUUGACAGUGUUUGAACGCAUCUCACUGGCUCUGCAAUCGUCUGCCAUGCUUUCAGAACUUCGGGUAUCUGGUGCCUCCACGCACCACGAAUUCGGACUGAUUGCUCGCUCUCAAAAAUUCUCAAAUCUAAGGCGACUGGACCUGACAGAGUGCUGCCUCGAAAUGGACGAGGUCGCUGAAUUUCUAUCGGCUUGCAAAGAUGUACGUCACUUUGCAUGCAGGUGGGCAUAUCUGAACGGUGCACAUACUGGGCCAUCCAAACUACACACUGUCCUGCUAGCUCGUACAGGUAUACUGGAAUCUCUUACGUUGGACACCCGAGAGAUCAGAUACAACCCGAACAUUCAACUCGAAUCGAAGGUGUUUGGUUCUCUGCAACCUUUGAGAGGCCUCAAGUCUUUGGAAAUUUGCGAGACUGGAUUCUUGGAUUGCAAUCUCUCACUACUGGAUUUUCCUGAUCUGCAAGUGAACCCCAAACUAUCUAUGUUAUUACCAGAAAGCCUUGAGCAUAUGACGCUGCUCGCACGCGGCGACUACAACAGUUACGAUGAGGACGUCCUCGAGGAAGCUUCUUGCCUACGGCGACUGGCUCGCGACCGCCUGACAACUUUGCUGCAGUUGAAGACAUUGUGUAUUGUGGCGAGACAUAAUCUCUCUGCACCAAGACUUGUGACUGCAUUCAAAAGGGCUGGACUUCGGUUUCACAUUAAAAUGGAGGACUGA
This is a messenger RNA of Ascochyta rabiei, 1344 nucleotides long. RefSeq lists its product as uncharacterized. The transcript has a single exon. Bases 1 to 1344 code for a protein of 447 amino acids. NCBI's taxonomy places the organism in Eukaryota, Fungi, Ascomycota, Dothideomycetes, Pleosporales, Didymellaceae. The record is from RefSeq and is a predicted model, not a curated record.